Molecule: messenger RNA, 2003 nt
Organism: Rhipicephalus sanguineus (brown dog tick)
Lineage: Eukaryota; Metazoa; Arthropoda; Arachnida; Ixodida; Ixodidae
Product: acetylcholinesterase
Exons: 3
Coding region: 315-1958 (547 amino acids)
Biological process (GO): choline metabolic process; acetylcholine catabolic process
Cellular component (GO): plasma membrane
Molecular function (GO): acetylcholinesterase activity
Source: RefSeq, a predicted model, not a curated record
ACAAAUGAAAGCUGAAGAGGGCGAUGUCACGGAGAGGAGACAGCGUGCUUCUCGAAUUAAACGUGCUUUGCAAGCGUUUCGGCUACCCGUCGUGUAAUUUCGACAGACGCGCAAUUGGCCGAUAGAUAGGGCGACUUCACGUCUCUCCCUUUUCUCAUCGACUCAGGCACCUCGUAACACUCGUCGUUUGCGCAAACGAGGCCCAUACGCACCGAGAAAGCGAUGCCGCGGGCUUUGUGAGAAGUGGUCAUAUUUUUUUCCGCGCUGCAUCGCUUGCCCCUCGUGGUGCUCAACCACCACGACUCAGUACAACGAUGAAGUUUGUCGGCCUUACGUUAGCCGUUGUUUCGGGCUGCCUGGUAGCCAGUCGCACCGAAGAACCCCAGGUUGUCGUUCACACUACAUGCGGCGCUGCCAGAGGUAUCGUCCGUUCGACUACGGCGGGUCCAGCGCUUGCCCUUCUGGGAAUACCUUUCGCCGAGCCACCACUCGGAGAGCGUCGCUUCAAGAAACCAGCGCUUAAGAAGCCUUGGCGAGGAGUCCUGGACGCAACAUCGCUGCCGCCCAUGUGUCCCCAAAAUCCCACGCGAAUCAACAGCUACUUCGCUAUAAGUGAAGCUGAUCCCACUUCCGAAGACUGCCUUUUUCUCAACGUGUACGCCCCCGCGCGAAACGACACAUUGUUGAAGCCCGUCGUUGUGUACGUUCACGGAGGAGCGUUUACAUAUGGAGGAAUUUCAAUGAAGAUCUUCGAUGCGUCAGAACUGGCAGUGCGAGGAGACCUCGUCGCUGUCACCAUUGCCUACAGACUGGGUCCACUCGGGUUCCUGUAUAUGGGUACAGAAGAUGCGCCGGGAAACAUGGGUCUGUACGAUCAGCAACUCGCGAUGCAGUGGGUCAAGGAGAACGCGCGUUUCUUCGGCGGUGACCCGAACUCUAUAACUGUAAUGGGUCAGAGCGCCGGAGCCAUCUCCAUCGGAUUCCAUCUCUUGUCUCCAAGCAGUGCCGGUCUCUUCAAGCGCGCCUUCAUGCAGAGUGGCAGCCCGUUCAUCGGGGCUUUCAUAAGCACUCAAGAAGAGGCAGCAUCCAGAACAGACAUGCUCGCGUCCUAUCUCGAGUGCAAAGAAAAAGACUCGCACGAGCUUUCCGGAGCAGAAGUCGUCACAUGUCUGCGAUCCAAGGACAUCGGAGACAUCUUGAAAGCCUUGGAAUAUUUCGACGAAGCAGAGUUUAAUGGGUUCUUUCCGUUUUUCGGCGGUGACUUCGCGCAUGGAAAGCUAGUGAAAGAGUUUGCCCAGUACCCACCGAACGUGAGAGACGUCUUGGUGAGCGUUUGUUCAGGGGAGGGGGACUUCUUGAUCGCAUACUUGCUUGCCAGGCUCAACAUCGUAGAAAACCUCGGAAAGGUGACUCAACGCCGUAUGGAGGCUAUUAUGAGGCUGGUGUUGUCGCGUGCGCUCGUCGGCGUCGACAUUGACGCCAUCAUCGAGCGCUACCUCGGCCCAGUAUCUGGCCAGAACGCUGUUGAGGUGGCUCGUGCUUCGGGCGACAUACUGGGUGACUGGUUGUUCGGCUGCCCCGCAGUAAGCUUGGUCCGCGCGCUUGCAGCUGCGAACGUGUCGGUGCACGUUCUUCGUUACUCCGAGCAACUCUCCUUCCUCGACUGGCCCGAGUGGGUUCGACCGACACACAGUGACGACAUUGUGUUCAGCCUCGGCUCCGGUUUCAACCUGGGUGGCAGUCCUUCGGACGCCGACGUCACGGCAACUGAGAACUUGAUAAACGUCGUCUCGACAUUCGCUCGCAAUGGAGUACCAAAGGUUACGGAUGGCACGAGGUGGCCAAAGUUCGAUGAAGAAGGACAGUACCUGCACAUACGGAACGGAAGCAAUGUGCAGGAAAAGCACUUUCUCGAAUCUACGUGUAACUUUUGGCACAACGUACUACCUCACGAAUAAAAAGCAAGUAGGUGUACGCUUUUUAUGUCACCCCCCCCCCCCCCC